Apis dorsata (giant honeybee) is the source of this 2340-nucleotide messenger RNA. It is a transcript of the gene wds, whose product is annotated as protein will die slowly. Gene Ontology annotation, cellular component: Set1C/COMPASS complex. Gene Ontology annotation, molecular function: histone binding. NCBI's taxonomy places the organism in Eukaryota, Metazoa, Arthropoda, Insecta, Hymenoptera, Apidae. The record is from RefSeq and is a predicted model, not a curated record. The coding region runs from base 484 to 1488 and encodes 334 amino acids. The transcript is spliced from 9 exons.
UAGGAUAGACACGAAUUAUAAUUGUAACUAAUGUCACACGAUGGCAGUGUAUGCUGUAUUUCGCGUUUAUAUUUCAUGAACUUAAUAUAGGACAUCGAAUAUUAUAAAAGUAACAAUUUUAUUGUUUUUUAUUUUUAUCAUAUGUGUAUGUAUACAUAUGUGUGGAUGUUAAAAAGCUUUCCAUGAAUGAAAAAAUGCUUUAUUUAUGAAAAUAUAAAUAAAAAACAUUCAAAAAUUAAAAACAGAGAACUAUAUAGAAAACUAACAAAAUUGAAAUUCAAAAAUUUCAUAAAUAAUAGAUAAAUUCUACUAUAGAUAUAUAUAAUAAUAAAUAAAUUUAACACUUGAUAAAGUAAUGGUUAAUAAAAAAUUAUUUUUUAAUCACAUGUGUAUUAGUGAUUUUAAGAAAAUGUAAAUGUGUCCUUAGUACAUGAUUUAAUUUCUAUCUCAUAAGUCAAUAUAUUUGUUAAAACUUUUCUGAAAAUGGUGCCACUUGGACCAUCACCAGGGCAUCAAACAUCUGUUAAUAACACUGCAACUGCUCCAACCACUGGUACUAAAAGCAGUUCAACAUUAAAACCAAAUUAUACAUUAAAGUAUACCUUAGCAGGACAUACUAAAGCAGUUUCUUCCGUAAAGUUUAGUCCCAAUGGAGAAUGGCUUGCUAGUUCUUCUGCAGAUAAAUUAAUUAAAAUAUGGGGAUCCUAUGAUGGGAAAUUUGAGAAAACUAUAUCUGGUCAUAAGCUUGGUAUUUCAGAUGUUGCAUGGUCUAGUGAUAGUAGAUUGUUAGUAUCUGCUUCUGAUGAUAAAACUUUAAAAAUAUGGGAAUUAAGUUCUGGAAAAUGUUUAAAAACUUUAAAAGGUCAUAGUAAUUAUGUCUUCUGUUGCAAUUUUAAUCCACAGUCAAAUCUAAUAGUUUCUGGUUCUUUUGAUGAAAGUGUUCGAAUAUGGGAUGUUAGAACUGGAAAAUGUCUAAAAACAUUACCUGCUCAUUCAGAUCCUGUAAGUGCAGUUCAUUUUAAUAGGGAUGGAUCAUUAAUUGUAUCUAGUAGUUAUGAUGGAUUAUGUCGAAUUUGGGAUACAGCAUCUGGUCAAUGCUUAAAGACUUUAAUUGAUGAUGAUAAUCCUCCUGUAUCUUUUGUAAAAUUUUCACCAAAUGGAAAAUACAUUUUAGCAGCAACAUUGGACAAUACAUUAAAGCUUUGGGAUUAUAGCAAAGGAAAAUGUUUGAAAACAUAUACAGGUCAUAAAAAUGAAAAAUAUUGUAUUUUUGCAAAUUUCUCAGUUACAGGAGGAAAGUGGAUUGUUUCGGGUUCAGAAGACAAUAUGGUAUAUAUUUGGAAUUUGCAGACCAAGGAAAUUGUUCAAAAACUGCAAGGUCAUACAGAUGUGGUAUUAUGUACGACGUGUCAUCCGACCGAUAACAUUAUAGCUUCAGCCGCCCUUGAAAAUGAUAAAACUAUCAAAUUAUGGAAAAGUGAUACAUAGAAUAUAUAUUAUGUUAUUCAUGAUGUCAUUAAAAAUCCUACAAAAAACUUAUAUCUGUUAGAAACGUUCUAUUCGCUCUCUUUUUAUUUUUAAAAUUUUUAUAUUUGAUCAUGUUUCGAUAUUAAUUUCAUCAAUUUUAAUACCCUGAAGUUUUUCUUAUUUUAACAUAUAACUUAUAAUUUUGGGUAAUUUUAAAAAAUAUAACUCUGAUUUAUUUAAUUCAAAAAUAAUAUAUCUAUAAUCAAAAAAUAAAAAAUUACACAUUAUGUUAUGUAAUUUUAUGCAGAAUCUUUUUAGGCUAAUAUAAAUAAAUUGAAUUAUUUCAAUCUAAUUAUUUCUAUCGAUUUUGAAUAAACCGAAAGAUAAAUAAUUUUUUAAUAAUUUUCUCUUAUAAUUUCUGUAUUUAUUGUAUAAUCGAUUAGUUUAAGUUUGUCACUAUGUAAUUUACUUGUAAAAUGGAUAUAUUUUUUUUAUCUAUAAUAAAAGAAUAAAAUAAUAUGUAUAAUAUAAAAAAAGAAAAAUAGAUAAAAUGAAUCCUUUUAAUAUAAAUUUAUAUAUAAAAAAAAAAAUAAUAAUUAAUAUAUUCGUAUUUAAAAUAAAAUAUUUGUACUUCUUCAUUUGCAAAUCAGAAUAUAGCAUAAAUAAAUAUUACUGGAUUGAAGUAUUAAAUUAUAAUACGAUAUUUCGUAUUUUAUUAAAGCACAUAUUUUUUUUUUUAAACGUACAAUUAUAGAAUUGUGUUAACACGCAAUACACCAAUUUGAUUUUCUCUAUCGAAAAAGCAAAAAAUAACUCGCAAUUUACAAAGCGAGUAUAUUAUUUCCAUUUAUAGUGAUAGAGAUAAAAAAAAAA